CCUUUGCUUCAAUAAUUGCAUUGAUAAUUCUUAGUGCUUUCCUGACUCGAUGGGGCCCUCCCUUUGGUUCAGUAAUUGAAUUUUGGUUCUUAAUUAUCGCUUUCCUCGAAAGCCACGAAACAAGCUUCUUCCGUGAAGGUUUUUGGAAGCCAUGGUGGAUAAGGUGUUAGAAUUGGGUGCACCGAUAUUCCAAAACAUUGUUGCACGGCUAUGCCCAAACUUGGAAGAAAAAAGGAAGACUCUUCAGAAAAAUAUACGAUUACUGAAAAAUCGAAAAGAGGAUGUUGAUGAAGAAUUACGUCAUUCUGGAAAAAAACGCAAGAGAGAGGUUGAAUAUUGGAUGAAUAAUGUUGAAAACAUUAUAAAAGAGUUUGAAACCUUGGAACCAAUAAGCAGCAGAUUUUAUCAUGUUUUCAAACGACAAAAGUUGGCCGAACAGCUUGAAAGAAUGAUUGAGGAAGCGACGGAGCUCCGAGUUGAACGAAGAGAUUUUCCUAGCGGGCUUUUUCUGGAGGUUAAUGAGAGUGUUGGCCCGCUAUCGUUAACAUCCCAACGGAAUGGCCAAGCAUUUCAACAAAAUUUAGAUGACGUUUGGACAUCAUUAAUGGAUGACGGCAUCUUAAGCAUUGGCAUUUAUGGAAUGGGGGGAGUAGGCAAAACGACUCUGGCAAUGCGUGUACAUGAUAAGCUCUUAAAUGAACCCACAUUCUCGGGUCAUGUUUAUUGGGUCACUGUCUCUCAAGAGUUCAGCAUUGACAAAUUGCAAACUGACAUUGCCCAAGCAUUGAAACUAAAUUUUUCGUGUGGGAGUGAUGAGAAGAAAAGGGCAGCUCAACUCUUCCAGGAAUUCAAGAAAAGAGGGAGAUUCGUACUUAUACUGGAUGAUGUUUGGAAACGAAUUGAUGUAGAGAAGAUAGGUGUUCCUUUUGAAAGGGAUGGAUGUAAGUUGGUCAUAACAAGUCGAUCAGAAGAAAUUUGUCUUUAUAUGUGCUGCAAAAAGAUUAUAAAAGUGAACACACUUUCUAAGCAAGAAGCUUUGGACUUAUUCUUGAAGACACUUGACUGUGGUGAACCUUCUUUAGAAGUAAAAGAGAUUUGCAAGAACAUGGUAAACAAAUGUGGUGGUUUGCCACUUGCACUCAUCACAUUGGCUGGAAGCAUGAGGGGCGUGAAUGACAUUCAUGAAUGGAGAGAUGCAUCGGAAAGACUGAAAGAAUCGCGCAUGAGACAAGCCGGCAUGGAAAUUGAGGUUUUUCCAAUUCUCUUGUAUAGUUAUCAAAGGUUGAGGGAUACAAGGCUACAACAUUGUUUCUUGUAUUGCUCCUUGUAUCCUGAAGAUUUUCGUAUUUCAAGAGAAGAAUUGAUUGGACAUUUCGUUUUAGAAGAGCUGAUGGAGCGAAGAUUAAACUUGAAAGCUGAAGUAGACCAAGGUCAUGCAAUACUAAAUCAGUUGGUGAGAGCUUGCUUAUUGGAAAGUGAUUCAUACGGGAAGCUGAAGAUGCAUGAUUUAGUCAGAGAGAUGGCAAUAGGGAUCACUAAAGACAAGCCGAGGUACAUGGUAAAAGCUGGACUUCACUUAAAGGAAUUACCAGAGGAGCAAAAGUGGACAGAAGAUUUGGAUAAGGUUUCCUUGAUGGACAACUCUAUAGAGGAAAUUUCACCUGGCACGUCACCUAAGUGUCCAAGUCUUUCCACCUUGAUCUUGAGAGAAAAUCCUCUACGAUUGAUUGCAGAUUGUUUCUUUACGCAAAUGUGUGGGUUACGCACUCUCGAUUUAAGUGAAACUGAAAUUGAGAGCUUGCCAAAUUCCAUAUCAGACUUGGUGAAGCUUAAUGCAUUAGUGCUCAUAGGUUGUCUUUUUCUGGUAUCAGUGCCAUCGUUGGAAAAGCUCAAGGAAUUGAGAUAUUUGGGGCUCUCAUUUACUAGUAUUAAAGAAGUAACCCAAGGUAUGGAAAGCUUAACCAACCUCAAGUGCUUAAGUUUGUUGUGUGAUGGACUAAAGAUGAUACCGACGGGGACUUUGCGUAGACACACACAUCUUCAGCAGCUCGAGUGGCCAGAUCAUUUAGAUGUACCGAUGGAAGAAGUUGAGACAUUGAAACAGUUGCAAGUUUUGACAUGCAGGUUAAAUAGCGUACAUGAUCUCAAUCGGUUAAUCAACUCACGACGAAUUUUCAAGCCACUCUAUUUCUACCAUAUUACAGUUGGUUCUCAAGUAAUAGAAAAAGAAACAGAGAUCUAUUUUCCACGUAAACUUUUACAUUUUGGAGAAGAUGUUCUCAAGGAAUCCUCUUUAGACACGGAUGAGAAUAAGCUGUCGGAAGAUAUCAAGAAUUUAUAUUUUUCAAGAAGUGGCUUGAGUGGUUGUUUAUUGGACGAAUUUCCAACUUUGAGUUCUGCUAGAAAUUUAAAGGAAUGCACGAUAGAAAGGGAGGAUAAAAUAGAGUGCAUUAUGAGGUUAGAGGAAGAACAACAAUCUAGAGGGGUCCCAUUCCAAAGCCUUGAAAGGUUGGAUCUGACUGAAUUGCCAAAUUUAAUUGGUCUCUUCAAGUGGGAAGCAGUUGCUGCACCUCUUCCACAUGGAACAUUUUCCUGUCUCCGAUGGUUAAGGAUUCGUGGCUGUCAUAAAAUCAAGAAGGUUUUCCCUCAGAGUUUGGUACAUAAUUUUCAUAACCUCGAAUACUUGGAUGUCCAGGACUGUGCACAAAUGGAGGAGAUAAUAGAAGAUGACGAAAAUGAAGGAGUUGAUAUCACAUUGCCAAGGUUAAAGAGCUUUUAUCUAAAGAAUCUGCCACAAGUAAAGAGCAUCUGUAAGGGAAAGAUGCUUUGUGAUUCCAUUGAGAACAUUACGUUGGGGGGCAUUAAAAAUAUAAAAGAAUUCCCUUUAUAUUUACCGCUACUCGAUGGACAGCUAUCUCCUCCUUCACGUCUUGCAUUAAUCCAUGUAAUUGGAGACAAAGAAUGGUGGAAAUCAUUGGAGUGGCCUCAUCACAAUGCCAAAAAUGUAAAAGUUAAAACUCGAAAGUAGCAUAUAUGCUUCUCC
Molecule: messenger RNA, 3043 nt
Organism: Olea europaea var. sylvestris
Lineage: Eukaryota; Viridiplantae; Streptophyta; Magnoliopsida; Lamiales; Oleaceae
Product: probable disease resistance protein At5g63020
Exons: 3
Coding region: 152-3028 (958 amino acids)
Molecular function (GO): protein binding; ADP binding
Source: RefSeq, a predicted model, not a curated record